AUGUUGCGCAAUGCGUCUGAGAGCCUCGCACAUUUCAACCGGGCAUUAGCCAGCAUCGGACAGAAGUUCCCUGCACACUGCGACUCGUCCUUUUACCAGUAUGACUGGCCGGGGCUCCUGACGGCCUUUGCAUACGAACCAUCGAACCCAACCUUGGACUCCUUCGAGCCGGAGUCCCUCAUCCGUGCCACCCAGUCCACAUACAGGGCAAUCUUCAGUAGCUACCUUACACUCACCAGGAAUAUAUACUUCGACCGUUACCGGUCCCCUGAUAGCCCCGCGGUGGAUGGAACUAUCAUCACGAAUCGCUGGGGCAUGAAGCCCUCAAUUUCGUCGAUGGUCAUCGUCAUCGUCCUCUUGUCCAUGGACAUCUCAGUGCUGGUCCUCGGAUUCGCCCUUCGUCGCAACAAUUUCGAUGGGCCGCGUAUUCCGAAAUCCGUUGGGUCGCUGAUUCCGUGGGUCGCACGGAGCAGGAUUGCGCCUGACUUCCGGGGAAUGUCGCGGAUGACGGACAGCGAGCAGCGGGAUUAUCUCAUGCAAAGGAGCCACAAAUACACUUUUGGCCUGUCUUUUAUGCCCUGA
Molecule: messenger RNA, 582 nt
Organism: Aspergillus lentulus
Lineage: Eukaryota; Fungi; Ascomycota; Eurotiomycetes; Eurotiales; Aspergillaceae
Source: RefSeq, a predicted model, not a curated record